Ananas comosus (pineapple) is the source of this 1909-nucleotide messenger RNA. RefSeq names its product UPF0496 protein 1-like. The record is from RefSeq and is a predicted model, not a curated record. NCBI's taxonomy places the organism in Eukaryota, Viridiplantae, Streptophyta, Magnoliopsida, Poales, Bromeliaceae. Bases 582 to 1724 code for a protein of 380 amino acids. The transcript has a single exon.
UUUCUAAAUUUCUCCUCUUCUCCUUCUUCUUCCUCACUCUUCUUCUUUGUCCCCAACACUCCUAUCCACUGUUUCCCACCUCAAACAUUCAAUUAAUUGCUUCCUCUAAAAGCUCCUCCGAAAAUUCCAUGGCUCCUUAAUUAGUUGCUUCUGCAUCUCCCACUCCUCCCCUCUCUUUUCCCAAACCCCUUUCUCUCUCUCUCUUUCCCCCUUGCUUCCCGCGUAGAAGCUAGAGAGAGAAAGAAGAGAGAGAGAGAGAGGGAGGUGUUGCUUCCCCCCCUUUCUCUCUCUUUUUCUCCCUCUCCCCUCCCCUUUCUCAUGCGUACAAGCCAUUCUCAAACCCUACUCUCUCUUUCUCUCUCAUUGCCCUGUUCUUACUUCAUAAACCAUAUAAAGCUCCCACCUUUUUCCCAUUUUUAUGCUCCCCUCCCUUCCUUGCCCCCGAAGUUUCCAUUUUUCUUCUGUUUCCAGCCCUUUUUACCGGUAAAAAUCUCUCCUUUUCGUGUUUGGUGCGCGUAAAACCCUAGUAGUCGACUCGGGUAUUCGGGCAUUUUGUGCGAAGUUGCGAAAUUGCGCGCGAAAUGGGCGCCCAGGUCAGCAAGAGGCCCGGGGGCGGCGCCCCGGAGCUUCCGGUGGGAGCCGCGGAGCUGAGCUCCUACGCGGCGGCGUGCCGGGCCGAUCCCGAUCUCCGGUCGUUCGACGCGGCGCUGCGGGAGCGCACGAGCCACGCCAUCUCCUCCCUCGCCGCCGGCGUCGAGCUCCGGUCCCUCUCCUUCGACUCCCUCCGCGCCGUCACCGGGUGCCUGCUCGACAUGAACCAGGAGGUGGUCAGGGUCGUGCUCCAGUGCAAGAAGGACAUCUGGAACAAUCCCGACCUCUUCGGCCUCGUCGAGGAGUACUUCGACAGCAGCCUCCGCACCCUGGACUUCUGCGCCGCCCUCGAGAAGUGCCUCAACAGGGCCCGCGAUUCCCAGCUCAUCGUCCACGUCGCUCUCCGCCGAUUCAACGAAGAAGCGGAACAGGAAGUAAUGGAAUCGGCCGCCGAGGGCGAUCGCAAUAACAAGAACAAGUAUAUGGGGACAUUGGAGGAGCUAAGGCAAUUCAAAGAAGCCGGGGAUCUGUUUACUGAGGAGUUCUUCCACGUGUUCCGAUCGGUCUACGCGCAGCAGCUCAACAUGCUCGACAAAUUGCACCAGAGGAGGAAGAAGCUCGACAAGCAGCUCAGGUCGAUCGGGUCGUGGCGCAAGGUCUCGAGCAUCAUCUUCGGGGCCGCGUUUGCCGCCGUCCUCAUCUGCUCGGUGGUGGCCGCCGCGGUGGCCGCGCCGCCCGUUAUAGUCGCGCUGGCCGCAGCCGCCGCGGUCCCAGCGGGCUCCGUGGGGCAGUGGAUCGAUUCCCUCCUGCGGAACUACCAGAACGCGGUGAAGGGGCAGAGGGAGGUGAUCAGCUCGAUGCAGGUCGGGGGAUACAUUGUGAUCAAGGACUUGGACGGCAUAAGAGUUCUCGUCGAUCGGUUGGAGGUUCAAAUAGAUUCUUUGUUGGGUAUCGCCGAUUUUGCUCAGAGGGACGAGGAGGCAGUGAAGUUGGCGGUUGAGGAGAUUAAGAAGAAGUUGGAGGUGUUUAUGAAGAGCAUCGAGGAAUUAGGGGAGCAAGCAGAUCAGUGUAGUAGGGAUAUUAGGAGGGCGAGGACUGUUGUAUUGCAGAGAAUUAUUAAGUAUCCAAACUGAGUAACGAAGUGCAUAGGUAAGUUCUCUUUCGAAGCUUGAGUACAUUGUUCUUAGAAUUCGGUACUGUGUUAUUCAAUUGUCGAGACUAAUCAAAUGCUAAAUGUUGUCGCAUCCUGUUUUUCGUUCGCUGAAUGUUAAUAAAAUAAAUAGCUAAUCAUGUGUUAGUCCAAGUUGAGUGCUUUUAA